UACCCUUUCAUAUAUAGAUAUCGAUCAAGUACUCGAAUACGGUCUUUCCUUAAAACAUCUGAUAGGCUGUAUUUACAAAUCUCUAAUCCUAAAACUAUCUAAAUUUGAGGUUUAAAUGUCUUAAUUCACAGUUGUGCAUACAAAACCUUUUUGUGUUAUUAAUUCUUAAAUACACGUAUUUCGGAACACAUUAGAACAUUUGCUUUUUCAAAAAAGUAUUCGUUUCAGGAAUCAAUGAUUGUGAAGUAACAGUGUAAUUAAACUUAAACAAUCAUAAAAUAUGAAUUUUCAUAAAGUACUGAUUAUUAUUAAUUAUGAAAUUUACUCAAUUCUUAAUCAAUUUGAUUACAAAAAUUAGCCGUGGACGAGAAUAAAGGGCAUAGCUGGUAAAAAUUGAGCAGAUGUUUCCUGUCGACAGUUGACCGCGGUGCAUGAACCACAGUGGGCCGAGUCUUUAUUUCGGUUACAUCGAAGCGUUUAUGUUUUCUUUAAAAGGCAAUCGAUCGAAUGUAACGAUAUACGAUUCGAAUGAUCAGUGUUCGCAAUCAUGCCUAAUGACAAUCGAAAUAUUCCUACAAUCGACAGAAAAUCGAAUUUCACACUGGGUAAAAAACCGCCAUCGGUAAAGUCGCAAAAAGGGCAAUCGGCGAAAAUUACUGUAAAAAAUAGAACUCUGCAUACUCAGAGAAAAAAUGUACUAGGCAAUUUAACAAGAAAAGAACAAAACGGCGGGAACAUAUCUUCCCAAAGGAAUAUUACAGAUAAGAAAGAAACUGAUUCCAAAAGUAUAACAAAGUUUACGGACAAAUGUCCCAAUGACAUGGAUUACGAUAAUAAAAUUGCUGUGUUGCGUAAAGAAAUACAAAACUGGAAGGUUAACGAAAUUUUAACCUCCAGAACUGGAGAAAGAUUCAUUGCAACCCCUAGUGAACAUCGAACUUUUAGUUACGUCGCUUCGGGGGAAACCACAAAGAGGCAGCGAAGUCCCAAUAAUCCUCUUAAAUCCGUCAGGACGUACGUUGACUUCCCCGCUGUAACGUUAAUACGUGCUAUAAAUGCAUAAACAUCCGCUGUCUACUUAUAAUUAUAUCCCGGGCGAGCAGUGGAGAACAAACGCGCACGCAAAGAAAGAUUGCUGGUGGCCAGCUAACGAAGCGAAUUUUAC
Messenger RNA from Nomia melanderi (Alkali bee), 1165 nucleotides. RefSeq lists its product as uncharacterized. The record is from RefSeq and is a predicted model, not a curated record. NCBI's taxonomy places the organism in Eukaryota, Metazoa, Arthropoda, Insecta, Hymenoptera, Halictidae.